Galeopterus variegatus (Sunda flying lemur) is the source of this 1277-nucleotide messenger RNA. RefSeq names its product dynein light chain 4, axonemal-like. Lineage: Eukaryota; Metazoa; Chordata; Mammalia; Dermoptera; Cynocephalidae. The transcript has 3 exons. The record is from RefSeq and is a predicted model, not a curated record. Gene Ontology annotation, cellular component: dynein complex. Bases 1 to 270 code for a protein of 89 amino acids. Gene Ontology annotation, biological process: microtubule-based process. Gene Ontology annotation, molecular function: dynein intermediate chain binding; dynein light intermediate chain binding.
AUGGGUCGCCUGCCCAUAGCUCACUCGGACAUGCCAGAGGAGAUGCGAGUGGAGACCAUGGAGCUAUGUGUCACAGCCUGUGAAAAAUUCUCCAACAACAACGAGAGUGCUGCCAAGAUGAUCAAAGAGACCAUGGACAAGAAGUUCGGCUCCUCCUGGCACGUGGUGAUCGGCGAGGGCUUUGGGUUUGAGAUCACACAUGAGGUGAAGAACCUCCUCUACCUGUACUUUGGGGGGACCCUGGCUGUUUGUGUCUGGAAGUGCUCCUGACACUCUGUCCCCUGCCCCUGCCCCCCAUCCUGUGCAGGGCCUGUUCCUGCCACUCACGUGGGGUGGGAAGCAGCCCCAGGCAGGUCCUGGUUUUUCCCAGGAGAGUUUGGGGUCUUUUCUUUUUGUCCUUGUCUGCCAGUUUCCUGAGCCAUGCCCAGUGUGUGAACUUGUUGACAUCUCUGUUCCUAGGCUCUCUGUCAUCUCACUCUGAGUCCCAGGGUGUUGGUGGGGCAGCAGGCAGCCGUCUCUCCGUAGGGGUGGGUAGGGAAGGGUGACAGGGUAGAGGAGGUGGGGAGAUGGGAUUUUUCUCAUAAGGACGUGCCAGUCCUACCUUUCUCGAGGGCUGCUCUCCCCUCACAUCCCAGGAGCCCCACUGCCCUUCUGUCCCCAGCACUGCUGGGAUGUGUCCGCUGUCCUUGUCAUUAGUGGCCACAUGAAAAUGUGAAGGAGCCUCUCCUCUCAAGGGACACAGGCAGCUUCUCUCCUUGUCUUCUGGGGAAUUACUGAUACUCCCUGCUCCAAGUCCCUUCCCCCAACUCGACCCAGGCUGAAAACACCACCGCAUCUCACUGGACCCACAGCCCCACAGCCCGCAGCUUUGGCAUGAGGACCAAGCCGCCUUCCCCCAUCCUCUCCCCCUCCCCGGCCACCAGGCCACAUGAACCUUUGACACCGCCUCCACCCGCACAGUUGAGAGCCGGGGGCUGGGGUGCGGAAACUGCUGCGCUGCAGUUUCUCGAGGUGUCACUGAGCCUCCGGUGAGACGCCCGGGCCAGGAGCGCUCUCACCCCGAGGCCGCUUCAGCAGGGAAACCUGGCCUGCCAGUUACUUAUCGUCAGGGACCGCAUGCUACUUUGUACUUCUUAUCUCUCUGCUGGCUUUUCUAUAUUCUUUCUGAGUGUGGGGAGAAGGGUUUUAGUAGAAGGGUGAAUCAUAUUUUACACAGCAGUCUUAUUUAUAUAAAUGUCUUGGUUUUUACAAUUAAAAUGACCAAAAAAUUACCUUGA